Messenger RNA from Poeciliopsis prolifica (blackstripe livebearer), 3308 nucleotides. RefSeq names its product collagen alpha-1(VIII) chain-like. The coding region runs from base 225 to 2462 and encodes 745 amino acids. Gene Ontology annotation, molecular function: protein binding. The transcript is spliced from 3 exons. NCBI's taxonomy places the organism in Eukaryota, Metazoa, Chordata, Actinopteri, Cyprinodontiformes, Poeciliidae. The record is from RefSeq and is a predicted model, not a curated record.
UCUCCUUCACUGCUGCAAACAUAAUGUUCCACUGGCGGUUUUCUCUUGUUUUCCCCUCACUUUACUCUUGCAUGGACAGAUCCAGUGCUUCUAGUCUCUCCGCGGGUUCUGACCCACCCACCUGGAGAUAAAAGCCAAAGAUUUUCACCCGAGCUGCUGGAAAGCGAACUCCUCGGAGCUCGGCGAUACUCCCAACGCCGCCGCUGCAGCCACGGUCGAAGAAAAUGAUGGCUGUACCUCUCCGUUUCUUCUGCCGUGUUGUCUUUCUACUCCAGCCGUACGUAAUGAACACAGUUGACGGGGGAGCGUAUUAUGGACCAAAGCAGCCGCAGCAGCAGCCUCAGCCCAUCCCGCAGUACAGCGAUGACUUUCCUCAGCAGCAGUUCCUGGGGAACGAGAUGCCACAUUCACCUUUCAGCAAAGGGAUCCCGUCACUGUCCCAGUAUGGAAAAGAUGCUCCACAACUGCCCUUGCCUUUGCAAAUUGGAAAAAUGAGACCGUUGACAAAAGGCAAAGGACAAACUUUCCCAAGGGGAUCUAAAGGUCCUCCUCCUGUUCCUGGGGGGAAAGGUUUCACAGACGGACCUCAAGGCAUUGAAGGCCCCCCUGGACCAGUGGGCCCACCAGGUCCUCAAGGCCCCCCUGGGCUUCCAGGACAGGGGAUUCCUGGAUCACCAGGAAAGCCAGGUCCCCCGGGUGCUCAGGGAUACAGGGGAAAUGGAAAACCUGGAAUGCCAGGAUUGCCUGGAAAACCUGGAGGCCCUGGAUUGCCAGGAGCAAAAGGGGAUCUUGGACCAAUUGGUGGUCAAGGGCCAACAGGACUUACCGGGCCUCCUGGACUCCCAGGUCCCACUGGUCUCCCUGGAAUUUCAAAAUCAGGAGGUCAGGGGUUACCAGGACUGCCAGGGCAACCAGGAGAACCUGGCCAAAAUGGUCCACCUGGGUUUCCUGGUCCUCAAGGUCUAAAAGGUGAUAAAGGACUUGGUCUGCCUGGUUUUCCAGGUGUGAAUGGACCUGGUGGGCCACCUGGUCCACCUGGGCAAGUGGGCCUCCCUGGCAAUGGCAAACCUGGUCUGAAUGGUGUCCCUGGACAACCAGGAUUUCCAGGAAAACCAGGUCCUCCUGGAGAAGCAGGGCUGGUAGGAGCACCAGGUCAAAGAGGGCAACCAGGACUUCCAGGCAUACCAGGGAUAGGAAAACCAGGAAACGAUGGUGUUAGAGGGUUACCAGGGUUCUCUGGAGGAAAAGGCGAACCAGGCCUUCCUGGUUUAAUUGGACCACCAGGCUUGCCUGGUUAUGGCAAAACCGGAUUUCCAGGGCCUAAGGGCCACAAGGGACAUGCUGGUCUUCCAGGACAACCAGGCCCAAAAGGUGACAAAGGUCAAGUAGGUCAACCUGGAGUUAUUGGUCUAAUUGGUUUGACAGGAAUACCCGGGGCACCAGGGCCCACCGGGCCUCCUGGUAGUCUUGGCUUCCCAGGACAGAAGGGAGAAGAUGGCACAUUUGGCCCUAGAGGAAAUCCUGGAAUGAAGGGUGAAACUGGACCUGCUGGUCUUUCAGGACAGCCAGGUAGGCCAGGAGAGGGUGGACAACCUGGCCAAAGAGGAUUCCAAGGGCCAAUAGGGCCAAAAGGAGAACCUGGGGCUCGAGGUUCACCUGGUGCCCCUGGUACUGCAGGAUUACAAGGACCAAGAGGAGAGGGAGGAGAGUCUGGAAACAAGGGCCAACCAGGCCCACAGGGGAUACCUGGACUUACAGGACCAGGGGGACCAAUUGGACCUCCUGGUCGUCCAGGACAAAAAGGUGAAACAGGACCAACAGGUAACCCUGGUUAUCCUGGUAAUGGGACCCCAGGUACCCCUGGUCAAAUUGGUCCUCAAGGAAACCCUGGUCCCAGUGGUCCUUCUGGACUUCCUGGACAACCUGGCCCUCCUGGUCCUCCAGGUCCUCCUGGAAUACCUGCUGAAUCUCCUGACAUUAUUCAAUUCCUCCCUCACACAGGCCCCUACAAUGGACAAGCUCACAAAAAGCCAGGCAAUGGAGUCGAAAUUAAUGGAAUCAAGCAGCAGAUUCCUUCAUUCACCGCAAAACUGACAAAUCCAUUCCCUCUAGUAGGUUCCCCAAUCACAUUUGACAAACUUCUCCAUAACGGAAAUCAGGACUACAAUCCUCAAAAUGGUAUUUUUACAUGUAGUAUACCAGGAAUCUAUUAUUUCGCUUACCACGUCCACUGCAAGGGAGGCAACGUUUGGGUGGCGCUGAUGAAGAACAGUGAGCCAGUAAUGUACACUUAUGACGAGUACAAAAAGGGUUUGCUCGAUCAGGCUUCAGGAAGCGCCGUGCUCCCAUUGAGAAAAGGAGACACUGUUCAUGUAGAGCUUCCAUCAGACCAGGCAGCAGGACUUUAUGCUGGUCAGUAUGUCCAUUCCACAUUUUCUGGAUACUUACUGUACUUGAUGUAAUAAGUAGUAGGCCAUUGUCAUACAUUGAAAGGGAAAAGUACUCAAGACUCAGUGUUUGUAGGCUAAGAUAAGGGAAUAUAUUUAGGAAAACUCAGUGCUUCCUGGUGUCAGUUGCCAGGAGUAGAAAAUAUUUAAAUAUAUUUUGGUGCAAUUAACAUUGGUUUCACUUUUACAUGUUAGCAAGAGGUGAUAGCAACAUGCUACCCUGAGUUAUUAGUUGUCAUAUGCACAUAAUUUGCUGUAAACCUGUUCACCUAAAUAACUGGUUAGCAUCACUUUAUUGAUUUUACUGUAUUCUGUGCACAUUAAGAACAUAACAUAUUAAUUAAGUCAUUCAUUUAUUCACAAUUAUACUGUCGACAUAUGUAUUUUCCGUUGUCUGUAUGUUUUGUAUAUAACUUGGCACAUGCAGCUGGUAAAAUAUUAGUUUGGUUCAGUAUUAUAUAAAGACAUCAAACUGCAUCUACAUCCACAAGUUGACAAAUUUUCCUACAUGUCAUGCACUCUUUUUUUUCUUGUUGUCAUAAUGAUGAUUAUGCACUUCUUUAAUUUAUUUUAUUUUAUUUCCCCCCAACUACUGAUUACUUGAAUUUGCUUCAUUUGUGUAAAUGAAUUUACUUCAAAAGUGUGACCGAAACAAUGCGGAAGGCGAAAAAUAAUCUAUUCAAAGACACAUUUUUCAAGCAAAACCUGCCAGUUUUUCUUCAUGUCUUCAAAUGAUGUGUGUCAUUUUGGAAUAACAAUUCUUUGUACGUUUCUGUAGGCUUAAAGCGCCUCCAAAACAUGUGAAUUGUCUUGUGUUUCUCUGAACUGUGAGUUGGCGAAAGAAUAAAGCUUUUAGGAGUC